CAAAAAGAAAAAAAAAAGAAAAAGAAAAACAAGAAACCCAGAAUUAAAGUAAAAUACAUGAUUGAUGAAAGACAGAGGGGGGUCUAGCUACGCCUGAUUUAAAACUAUACUUUGAGGUGGCAGCACUAUUGUGGGCCAAAGAUUGGGCAAAACUUGAAAAUAGCAAAAUUUUUGAAUCUGAAGGGAAUAGACCUGAGAUUAGGGUGGCACUCUUAUCUCUGGUAUGAAAAGAGAUAGAAAAUAAUUUCGUUUUAUAAGGUCCUCAAUUCUUAAGAUAUGGGAGAAAUAUAAAAAAAAGUUAUAUGAAAAACACCAUUAUGGAUAUCACCAUUAGAGGCCUCCCAAAGAAGAAGAAUAGGGUGGGAAAAUUGGCUCAAAUAUAAAGAUCUAUUAAUAAUAAAAAAUGGGAAUUGGGCACUAAAAACACAACAGGAAAUGAAUAAAUUAGAUAAAAAUAUUUCCUGGUUUCAAUAUUAUCGCAUAAGGAGGGGUAGAUUUGGGCCCAUCUUAGUGUUAAAGUCUCCUCCCAAAAUGACAGAAGCAUUUGAGUUCAGCAUUGAGAUCACCAACAUAGAUUUCCAAAUCGGAUCACUGGGCUCUGAUUUGUGGUUUCCUCUUCAGUGGGGGCAUAUAUACAUUAACUACUAGCAGCGUGUGAUGUUGGAAUUGGAUCAACAUUGCUAUUGCACUCUUUUUAGAUGGAGGUAGGGGUCUAGUGCAGGGCUCAUAUAAUCCAGUUCAAAGCAGAUAUCCUGGGCAGUGUGGAUCCAGCCUGAGAGAAAUAGAAUGGGUGCGAGGGAAAGAGAGAGGGGGGGGAAAUAAGAAAAAACCUAGAGGCACUCCAAGUGGCCAGAUAUUAGUCAAAGGACAUUUAGUCGAAUGCCAAAUUUUUCAACUUUUUGUUUUUAAAUACACUACAACUUGUACCCUUGGUUCGCCUCUGACAGGAUAGAUAAAAAAAUAUGUGGCAGUGGAGGCUCAUAUAAUCCAGUUCAAAGCAGAUAUCCUGGGCAGUGUGGAUCCAGCUUGAGAGAAAUAGAAUGGGUGCGAGGGAAAGAGAAAGGGGGGAAAAUAAGGAGGAAUGUGAGACAGGAAAAGCGAAAGAAAUGUGUGUGCAGGAGAAAAAAGAAUGUGAAAGAAUAAAACAGAGGCAGGACAGAGAGUGAAGGAAUGGGAGAGGAGAAAUGAGAAAAAAAAGAGGGAAAAAAGGAGACACAUAAACACAGAGAGAGAGAGAAGGGGGUGGGAGGAGAGGCCUGUGUCCUCAAAGCGGGUGGGGCUCUGCUUCCCUGAGGGAGCCCUCCUUGUUUGCGCGGGAAAUGGCCGCCCGCUGCCUCCUGACCUUCCUCCUCCUCCUCUUCCUCGUCGUCUUCUUCUUGGCGGGAGCUUCAGCCCAAGGGACGGCCGCAUGUCCCUCAGCGGCCUGGAUUUCAUUCAGAAAUAGCUGCUACACUUUACUUCAGGGACCAUUGGAAACUCACAGUAUCGACGAUGCCAGAGAGUACUGCAAAGGCAACGCCUCUGGAGCUGAUAUUGUUAGCAUAAAUAACGAAGACGAGAAUACCUUUAUCCAAGAUAGUUUCCACACUCGUUGGCAUGGCCCUGAAUAUAUAUCAUUGGGCAUGUUUUUUGACACAGACGAUGAUGCUUUCAAAUGGUAUGAUCAAUCCAACGUGAAUUUUACAAACUGGAUGAAGGAGGAAAACAAUGAGGAACUCCUUGACACCUGUGCCACAAUGCAUACUACCUCAGGUGGAUGGAAAAAAACAACUUGUGAGCACCUCCCACUGACUCAGAUCCUCUGCGAAAAUGCAAUUCUAUAUGAAAAGGAGUAUUUACUAGAGAAGAAAGCCUGGACAACUGCCUUAGUCAUAACUUCAACAAUCAUUGUGGCGGUGUUUGCAGCCUUUCUCUGGUUCCUUUACCAAAGGAGGAUUUCUCUUGCAACAAGAUGUACUGUACACAGUUCGGCCAUUUGUGUGCCAUCAAACAGUGAUGAAGAGGUUCUUAUAGAAGAGGAACAUGAAUAUAUUGCCUGAACUGCACUCAUUUAGAAUACAGAGUUACAGAAAAGUCCAAGAGCAUAUUUUGUGAGCAAUUAACAGAAACGGCUACACCUUGGUUGUUCUUCAAAUAUUAAUGCAAUUGGUUUUCCUAGUUAAUUUUCUAUCUAUGCAACUUUGAUAUUUUUCUACAAAUUGCACUUUAUUUUUCUAAUUUUUUUACUAUGCCAAUGGCCUCACUGAGGCUUAGACUAGCUAUUUGUGUUUGUGCAUGCUUUUUAAAAUAUAUAUUUACAUAGUGGGAACUUUGGACCAGUGAAUUCCACCAACAGUGGAUUUUCAUAGCCCGUAUUAUUAAAUGGCAAUGACAGGAAUGCAGACACACUGAAGCAUGUGGGUUCACAUCACUGCCAUUUAUUAAUAUGGGGAGGGAUUAGGUAAAGGUUUUCCCCUGACAUUAAGUCUAGCUGUGUCUGACUCAGGGGCUCAUCUCAAUUUCUAAGCCAGAGACACCUCCAAGGUCAUGUGGCUGGCAUGACUGCAUGGAGCGCUGUUACCUUCCCACCGGAGCAGUACCUAUUGAUCUACUCACGUUUGCAUGUUUUUGAACUGCUAGGUUGGCAGAAGCUGGGGCUAACAGCACUCAUCCAGCUCCCCGGAUUUGAACCACCAACCUUUCAGUCAGUAAAUUCAGCAGCUUAGCCAUUUAACCCACUGUGCCACCGGGGGCUCUGGAGAAGGAUUAUCCAUGGUUUUUUUUCAUGUCAACACAGGAUCCCAGAAACCAACUCCCAGGGAUGUAGAGCAUCAUGUUUCACCCAGCAUUAAGCUCUUGCAGGAUGUUAAAACACCUUAAGAUUUCCUUCAAGCACAGAAGUGAUAGUACCAUGGUAUCAGAGGAUGUAUGCAUAGACCUAAUAUAAUUAUUAGUAUCAGAUGGAAAGGCCCAGUAAACCAACAGCUGAAUCAUGAAUCAACAUGAUAAAUACAAAUGAUUAAGUGGAUCUAUUUGAGUUUGGAAUAAAAGAUUCAGACCACUUGCUCCUAUUUCAGCAGUCCUUGUUCUGAAGAGCAUUCACAGAAUCCAGAGUUGGAAAAGACCACAAAGGUCAUCCAGUCCAACCCCCUGCCAUGCAAGAAAAGCACAAUCAAAGUACCCCUGACAGAUGGACAUUGCCUCUACUUAAAAGCCUCCAGAGAAGGAGACUCCACUACUCUGCGAGGCAGCAUACCCCACUGCCAAACAGCUCUUACAGUCAGGAUGUUUAGGUAGAAUCUUUUUUCCUGCAAUUUGAAUCCAUUGCUCUGUGUCCUAGUCUGCAAAGCUGCAGAAAACAAGCUUGCCCACCCCUCAAUGUGACAUCCUUUCAGAUAUUUAAAAAUGGCUGUCAUGCCCCCUCAGUCCUCUUUUCUCCAAGCUAAACAGAACUAUUUCAUUCAGCUGCUUGGUUUCCAAUCUUUGGUCAUUUUGGUUGCCCUUCUCUGGACAUGCUCCAACUUGUCAACAUCUCUCUUGGACUGUGGCACCCAGAAUUGGAUGUAGUAUUAUUACAAGUGAGGCCUGAUCAAAGCAGAACAGAGGGGCACCAUGGCUUCCCUUGAUCUUUACAUUAUACUCCUUUUGAUACAGCUUAAAACAGUGGUUCUCAGCCUGUGGGUCCCCAGAUGUUUUGGCCUUCAAUUCCCAGAAAUCCUAACAGCUGGUAAACUCGUUGGGAUUUCUGGGAGUUGUAGAGCAAAACACCUGUGGACCCACAGAUUGAGCAACACUGGCCUAGAAUCACAUUGCCAUUUUUAGCUGCUGCACCACAUUGUUGACUCAUAUUCAGCUUGUGGUCUAUUAAAACUCCUAAAUUCCCUAUUACAGAUCUCUCCCAAUUUGGUGUCUUUAACAGAUUUGAUAAGCAUGCCUUCUGUUCCGUCUUCCAAGUCAUUGAUAAAGAUGUUGAAUAGCUCCGUGCUCAGGACAGAUCCCUGGGACACCUCACUGGUCACUUCUCUCCAGAAUGCACCUUUUGAGUUCAGCCAGUUAACUUAUUCUCAAUCCAUCUCACAGUAGCAUUGGCUGGCACACAUUUUAUUAGCUUUGUGAGAACCCUAUCAAGUGCCUUACUGAAACUGAAAUAGGACAUAUCUGCAGCAUCCCUUUCUUCUACUAAGCUAUUAACUUUAUCAAAAAAGAUACAUGACUUGUUUUUGAAAAACCCAUGUUAACAUUUUCAGUAUGGGAUGCCUUUUUACACAUCACAGAUUGCCUCCUUAAUGUGCUGCUCCAGAAUCUUUCCUGGUAUUGAUAUCAAGCUGACUGAGUGGGGAUUGUGUGGCUCAUCCCCCCCCCCCCCCCCCGUUUUUCUGUUGUUUUUUUUUGUUUGGAACAUGGGUACAUCAUUUGCCUUCCUCCAGUUUGCUGAACCUUCUCCUGUUCUCCAGGAAUUCUCAAAGGGAAUUGCCAGGAAUUCUGAAAUGACUUCUGCCAGUUCUUUUAAUUCCCUUGAAUGUUUAGUAUUGUACUUUCAUUCUUUCUAAAUACCAGCAUUUUAGUCACAGGCUAGAUGUGUAAAAACUUCAAAACUUGCAUCCUAACUAUUAAAUCAAAGGCUGUGAAAAGCCUACUUCAGGUACUACUUGUCUGGUAGCGCUAUACUGAACACAGUUCAAUAUCAAUCUAUUAUCACAAUCUCUAUUUUGUGUAUUUGGUACCAUUAAAUAAAAUGUUGUCUACUUUAA
Messenger RNA from Anolis carolinensis (green anole), 4730 nucleotides. RefSeq names its product CD302 molecule (gene cd302). The transcript is spliced from 6 exons. Gene Ontology annotation, molecular function: signaling receptor activity. The record is from RefSeq and is a predicted model, not a curated record. Bases 1320 to 2039 code for a protein of 239 amino acids. NCBI's taxonomy places the organism in Eukaryota, Metazoa, Chordata, Lepidosauria, Squamata, Anolidae.